Messenger RNA from Mesocricetus auratus (golden hamster), 1918 nucleotides. RefSeq names its product phenazine biosynthesis-like domain-containing protein 2. The transcript has 10 exons. Lineage: Eukaryota; Metazoa; Chordata; Mammalia; Rodentia; Cricetidae. Gene Ontology annotation, cellular component: cytoplasm. Gene Ontology annotation, molecular function: isomerase activity. Gene Ontology annotation, biological process: biosynthetic process. The coding region runs from base 194 to 1060 and encodes 288 amino acids. The record is from RefSeq and is a predicted model, not a curated record.
GGACCGUGUCCGCCUUUGUCCUGCAUCUGGGAGUGGAGCGCGCUCGCCGCCCGCCGUCGGCUGCUCCUCUCCCCAGCUCCACCUGUCUCACCCCGGGAAACGGCGUCAGCAGUCACUAGCAGCGCCGCCAGCCCAGGAAGGGAAGCAGGCUGCCAGCUAGGCUGAGACCUUGCAGACAGAGCUGGUGAGGAAAAUGAAACUCCCGAUUUUCAUAGCAGAUGCCUUCACGGCCACAGCUUUCAGGGGCAAUCCUGCUGCUGUCUGCCUCCUGGAAAAUACAUUGGAUGAAGAUUCUCAUCAACACAUUGCAAGGGAAAUGAACCUCUCUGAAACCGCUUUCAUCCGAAAACUGCAACCAACUGACAACUUCACACAAAGUUCCCACUUUGGACUAAGGUGGUUUACUCCUGAGAGUGAGUUCCCGCUAUGUGGCCACGCCACCCUGGCUUCUGCGGCUGUGCUGUUUCACAAAAUGAAGAACACGAACAGCACUCUAACCUUUGCCACCAUGAGUGGGGAACUAAGGGCCAGAAGAGCAGAGGACGGGAUUGUCCUGGACUUUCCUCUCUACCCAGCCUUCCCCCAGGACUUCCGUGAAGUGAAAGACUUGAUAAAGGCAGCCAUAGGUGAUACCCUGGUCCAGGAUAUCCGGUACUCUCCAGAUACCAAAAACCUCAUGGUCCGACUCAGCGACUCUUACAACAGGUCCUUUCUAGAGACCCUGAAGGUGAACACAGAGCCUCUGCCUCAAAUCGAAAAGACAGGGAAGGUGAAAGGACUCAUUCUUACUCUCAGAGGAGAGCCUGAGGGGCAGACACCCCAAUAUGACUUCUACUCCCGGUACUUUGCACCGUGGGUUGGUGUGGCUGAAGACCCGGUAACAGGGUCCGCCCACACUAUUCUUGGCCCCUACUGGUCUGAGGAGCUGGGGAAGAAAGAGAUGCGAGCCUUUCAGUGUUCCCGCCGAGGAGGGGAACUGGACAUUUCCCUGCGGCCUGAUGGACGAGUUGACAUGAAGGGUGGCGCUGCUAUUGUCUUAGAGGGCACGCUGACAGUCUAGAGACACUUGUGCUGGGCUGUGGCCACUGCUAAUCACAGUGUUUUCUCCAUACCAAAACCAAAACCCAGCCCAAACCAACAAUAAAUUCCCAGAGCUUGCUUCAGCAAGCCCACCGAGCAGUGCCCUCAACCCUCGUGUGAAGACCAGAAAGGGAAGGCAGCGGAUGGAGGUGAGACCGCAUCUCCAGACUCCUCAGCUGGUGAAGGGCUCUGGCCUCUGCCUGUGUGUCUUCAGGAACUCGGCAGGGAGUGACAGGGAUCCAUGCUGUCACUUCUUUUGAUUAUGACUGCCAACCAAAGUGAGAGAUUCAUUAAUAAGGAUGGAGAUGAAAUUUAGAUUUAGGUGUGUAUACCAGAUAGAAGAUUUUUACAAGCAUAUGUAUAAUUUUAAUUUAAAGACAGAGUCUUACUGCAUAGACCCUGUGUAGACCAGGCUACCCUCCAACUCACAGACAUCUGCUUGCCUCUGCCUCUUGAGUGCUGGGUUUGUGGUGUGCGCCAUCCUGCCCAGACUCAUAACCUUUUGAGAGAUCCAAUAACUGUGGGAAUUAAAACUGAACAUUAAAGAUAAUAGACUGUACACUGUUAGGGAGACUGUGCUAUGGCUGUGGAGAACAUGGAGUCACAUGACUGAAGAUAGCAAAGGAAACUGUGGGAAAAUUCAGAGUAAUCUUAGUGUCUAUAAGAAACAAUCAGGACAGAACUCAGGAAAUUGAAACAAAGUGUGUAUCUUAUUAGAUCAUGUGAUGAUAAAAUAAAAACUAGCUACACGUGUGAUCUGUGACCUUUUUCUCCUCUGUGUCUUGAUAAUGGAAAAGCCAAAGCCUUCUCUUGUUUAAUAAACCGUGAUUUAACGUAA